UUGCCUUCGUCUUUUUCCAUAUACGAAGGUUCAUUCAGUAUCGGACGCGUGGUGCCGCCCACACCAAGUGAAACGAGGGAACCAUCAACGGUCGGUGAAACUGAUCGUCCAUGCAUUGGCGACGGUCGAGAUGAACGCCAGGACCGUUUAUUCAAGCCACACUCAGACUGUGACUUAUAUUAUGGGGACACUGCAGCGGACAUAAAACAGAGCCAUUCGGACAGCAGUAUAUACGAUGGAUCAUCUGAGUCUCGUAACCAUGACGGUUCCUACGUCCGAGCACGAUUGAAGGUCUCCAAGAAAAUGGACAAUUUACCUUCUAUAAAAAGAGGUAUAUUGAGCACAAGUCUAGCUGGAGGAUCUCUUAUCGCCGAGGUGCUUUUACUGAAUGCACGUGUACUUGGAUUGGGAGAUAUGAGCGGCUCAAAAGACUGUCACACACCUUUAGAGCAAUAUCGUGAGCUGAAGGUAAUGAACAAUUAUUUUGGUAUUGGUCUCGAUGCAAAGAUCGCUCUGGAAUUCCACAAUAAGCGUGAGGAGUCCGAGAAGACUCGUAGCCGGUCCCGACUCUUUAUGUGGUACGGUAUACUUGGCGGUAAAGAGCUCAUGCAUAGAACAUACCGGAAUCUUGACCAACGGAUUCGAUUGGAAUGUGACGGGGUACGCAUUGAGCUGCCCUCCCUGCAAGGUUUGUACUUUCCCAUAUUUAUCCCUAUGUAG
Messenger RNA from Cooperia oncophora, 720 nucleotides. NCBI's taxonomy places the organism in Eukaryota, Metazoa, Nematoda, Chromadorea, Rhabditida, Trichostrongylidae. The record is from the annotation of a GenBank genome assembly.